Molecule: messenger RNA, 1398 nt
Organism: Hyla sarda
Lineage: Eukaryota; Metazoa; Chordata; Amphibia; Anura; Hylidae
Product: keratin, type I cytoskeletal 19-like
Exons: 7
Coding region: 159-1328 (389 amino acids)
Molecular function (GO): structural molecule activity
Source: RefSeq, a predicted model, not a curated record
AUGACCUCUGGGCGAUGGCGUCCCUGGGCAGCGAGGUCACUGAUCACUAACCAAACAUUAAAGUGGACUUUUACCACUAGAUACCGAACACUGAGAGUUCAGACUUGUCAUUUCAUUUUGGGUCCAUACAAGAGAAGAGCUCAGUCCAGUGUCGCACAAUGUACAACCAGAUGUCUUUGAAGAAGAUGACUUCCAUCCAGUCGGGGUCCAUAAAGACUAGCAGUGUUAGCAGUGGAGUUUACCACAAGGUAUCAGGUGGUGGCUAUGCUUCCAGUGUCUAUGCCGGGGCAGGGGGACUGGGCACCAAAAUUUCAUCCACUCAAUAUAAUGCUGUGGUCGCCGGUGGAUACAUUCAAUAUGGAGGUAUUGGAAUCAUGGGGAAUGAGAAGGUGACCAUGCAGAAUCUCAAUGAACGUUUGGCCAGCUACAUACACCAAGUGCACUCCUUGGAGGAGGCCAAUGCCAAACUAGAUGGGCAGAUAAGGGAAUGGUACAGCAAGAACAGCGGAGGCUCUGAAAGAGAUGACAGACGUUACUUCAAAACUAUUGAGGAGCUAAGACAACAGAUUCUGGACGCAAGCAUAGAAAAUGCAAGAUAUUUUCUUGAGCUUGAUAAUGCAAGGUUGGCUGCAGAUGACUUCAAAAUUAAGCUUGAGAAUGAGCAAGGGAUCCGACUAACAGUAGAAAAAGACAUUGUUGAAUUACGCAAGGUUAUUGACCAGCUCACAAUUGCCAGGACCGACCUAGAGAUGCAAAUCGAGCAUCUGAAUGAAGAAAUUAUCCAUCUAAAGAAGAACCACAAAGAGGAAAUUCAUGAGCUCCAUAAACAAGCAACAGGAGCUGUCAACGUGGAGAUCGAUGUAGCGCCACCUGUGGAUCUUGGUAAAAUCAUGGAAGAGAUGAGGGCGCAAUAUGAGCAGCUGGUUGAAAAACAGCGACUGGAGGCUAAAACUGUGUAUGAAAAAAAGGUGGAAGAGUGGAAUAUAGAGGUACAAAUAAACACAAGCGAGUUAGAGAAGUGCAAGAAAGAACUGAAGGUAUACAGACAAAAAGAGCAAGAACUCAAGAUCGCAUUUGAGGCUGAACUCAGUAAGAAAACUGUUGUAGUUACUAUGCUGGAGAAUAUCGAGGCUAGCUAUGCCACACAGCUGGCAGAAGUGCAAGAAUAUAUUGAUAACAUUGAGACACUACUUCAGAAAACACGUCGAGACGUUGGCCACCAGACCUCUGAAUUUACUCUCUUGCUGAGCUUGAAGAACAAACUAGAGGCUGAAAUUGCAACAUAUCGUAGUCUCCUGGAUGGAGCCACAAGCUCAAUACCCAAAUGAAGAUGCCCUAAAAAAUUCAUGGAAGGAACACAAAACCUGCUGAAUGUAUGUCAAUAAAGCUAUACAGCAG